AUGGCUUCUCAUGAAGAAUGGGAGACCACAGACGUGUUGAUAUGCGGCUGUGGCCCUACCGGGGCUAUGCUGUCGGCGUAUUUGGGGAAUCUAGGUGUUCCAAAUAUCGUACUCGAAAAAGAACCGAGUAUUACCACAGAUCCUCGGGGGAUUGCUCUCGACGAUGAUGGCAUCCGGUUGAUGCAGGGGCUUGGUCUUUACAAGCACAUUUUCACGAAAGUCGGGUCCUACAUGCCCAAGAUUCGGUUCAUCAGCGGUGCACAUCAGAGCCUACACGCAAGACCGUUCCUACAUUUUGAUACAGCUUCUAGUGAGGGAAACACAGGCCAUGUCGGCGUGCUUGCUCACAAACAGCCAGUGCUAGAGGAAUACCUCCGGUCUGCAAUGAAACAGUCUGAUAUUUCUCAAUUGAGAGGUGGCUGCACCUUGACUUCUAUCGUCGAAGACGCGGAGUGGGUAUAUGUGACCUACACUGAUUCAUCCGGCGAGAAAAAGGCCCGCGCUCGAUUCCUGGCCGCCGCAGAUGGAAAGACAGGAUUCACGCGCAAAACGUACCUCGAGCCAAAGGGUAUUAAACUGGAGUGGGCUGAAAAGUCCCGAUACGAAGAGACAUGGGUUGCUCUCAACUGGAAAAUGCAUCUCCCGACAAAGGAGACACACCCUUCUUUCCCGUUGUGGGAUCUUGGAUAUACACCAGAAGAAGUCUAUGACCUCUUUUUCCCGGCUGACUUUCGCUUCCUCUGCAACCCCAAUCGUCCGGCGGUUUGUGGUCGAUUUGGCUGUCCUGAAGACCGCCUCUGGCGCUUUGAGUUUGUCAUUGCAGCCGAUGAGGAUGGUAUCGAAAUGGCUGGAUGGGAAAAGAUCAAAGAAGUUGUGUUCCCGUACUUGACACAUGCUGGUAGCCGUUAUGGACUCACUGAGAAUAUCCAAUAUCCGGAGGAAUGUAUUGAGGUUUUGCGAUCCAGACCCUUUCGAUUUUCUGCGAGAAGUUGCAACAAAUGGGCUCUUGGUCGAGUAAUUCUAUGUGGCGAUGCAGCUCACGUAUUCCCACCAUUUGGAGGACAAGGAAUUACAUCUGGGUUCCGAGACGCCAUUUCCCUUGCCUGGCGCCUCGCUAUUGCUUGCUCAUCUCCCCGAGUGAAUUACGAAAGCCUUUUCAUUGGUUGGUAUUUGGAACGCAAACAACAAUUGGAUAAGUCCCUGGCCUCUACCAUUCGGAAUGGCGAUAUGGUGAAUGGCAAAAGCUUUGGGCAAAUCUUGAUUCGCAACUGGGGCGUGUGGUUACUCCAGCUUGUUCCCAGCUGGAAGCACUGGCUUGAGCAAGGCCCACGCGGUGCUGGUCCAACUCAGUACACAUACUCUGGGGGCAUGCCGUUUAUGCCAGAGUUUGACGGCGGUCUUUGUUUCCCACAGACAUAUUGCAUCGCUCUGGGUCCAGGUGCGGCAGUGCAGUUCACGGACGAUGUCAUUUUCCAGAGGGGAAAGAUAUUUCAAGUUGUCGUCUUACUACAUGCUCUGCAUGAGAUAAAUGCUGCGCGCCAGGAGCUUGAAGAUAUUCAUGAGACGGGGCUGCUUUCAGCAGAAGAUGCUAUCUUCUUUGUUCCUCGUCCUUCAAGCACCGAUCAGUUGGGGGAUACGCAGUCCGAUAAGUGGCAUCGGGUAUUUCGUGCUGCCACGGGCGAUGAGUUUGCUCAGUCCUCGCUGUGCAUUAAUCGCCCGGUGCCUCGAGGCUAUGACGAGAACCUCAUGUGGAAGAGUGUUUGUUCGAAGCGGUAUGUGAUUGUAAGAAUGGAUCGUUUCAUUUUUGCGGCAUGCAAUGCAAAGGCCGAUUUGGUCAAGGCCAACUUCAGACUAGCUGAGAUGUUCGAAAACAAAUAA
Penicillium nucicola is the source of this 1878-nucleotide messenger RNA. RefSeq lists its product as uncharacterized. The transcript is spliced from 6 exons. Gene Ontology annotation, biological process: 3-(3-hydroxy)phenylpropionate catabolic process. NCBI's taxonomy places the organism in Eukaryota, Fungi, Ascomycota, Eurotiomycetes, Eurotiales, Aspergillaceae. The record is from RefSeq and is a predicted model, not a curated record. Gene Ontology annotation, molecular function: FAD binding; 3-(3-hydroxyphenyl)propionate hydroxylase activity. The coding region runs from base 1 to 1878 and encodes 625 amino acids.